Molecule: messenger RNA, 1192 nt
Organism: Musa acuminata subsp. malaccensis (wild Malaysian banana)
Lineage: Eukaryota; Viridiplantae; Streptophyta; Magnoliopsida; Zingiberales; Musaceae
Biological process (GO): base-excision repair
Molecular function (GO): DNA-3-methyladenine glycosylase activity
Source: RefSeq, a predicted model, not a curated record
CAGCCGAUUCAAUUGCAAGAUUCUUGUCAAGAGCUGGAAGAAUGGGAAGGCAUGUGUUGGAGAGAAGUCCGAUGCGGAGUUCGCAAGGGAAGAGCUCGCUGUCGAGGCACCUACAGAGAGUGUACCCGCUCGGCAUUCAGAAGAGUUGCUCGAUUCUUAGCCUCUCGUCUCUUUCCCUGUCGCAGAAUUCAAAUGCAUCUUCCCUCAACAGUUCCAUGUCCAGUUGGGACCCCAAGAUCCCGGUGUCGGUCCACAAGCUCUUCAGCUCCUGGGAGAACUCGGAGCUCUUAGCUGGUGUCAUCGGCAAGGGAACACUGGGACUCGAUAGGUUAGGGUCUUCGGAAGGCAGGGAAGCUUCGGCGGAUGAUGAACUCAACAAGGAGGUGGAGUGUGCCGAGCCUGGGAGUUUGAAGAGGUGUAAUUGGAUUACCCAAUCCAGUGAUGAAGUGUAUGUUUCGUUCCAUGAUGAGUGUUGGGGUGUCCCAGUUUACGAUGACAAUCAGCUCUUUGAGCUGCUUGCGAUGUGUGGAAUGCUCAUCGAUCACAGCUGGACUGAGAUUCUGAAGAGAAGAGAGAUGUUCAGGGAGGCCUUUGCAGCGUUCGAUCACAUUCUGGUUGCCAAGAUGGAGGAGAAGGAGAUCAUGGAAAUAAGUUCCACCAAGGAGCUCAUGCUGGCAGAGUGUAGGGUGAGAUGCAUCGUAGACAAUGCCAAGUGCAUGCAAAGGGUGGCCAAGGAAUUUGGAUCCUUCAGUGCGUACAUAUGGGGUCAUGUGAACCGCAAGCCCAUGGUGAACAGACACAAGUAUCCGAGAAUUGUUCCUCUGAGGACGCCGAAAUCGGAAGCCAUCAGCAAGGAUUUGGUGAGAAGGGGGUUUCGCCUCGUCGGGCCGGUGAUCGUCUACUCCUUCAUGCAAGCUGCAGGAAUAGCCAUGGAUCAUCUCGUCGACUGCUUCCGGUUUGGUGACUGUGUGAGACUUGCAGAGAGAUCAUGGGGCCUCUCUAACUUGGCUAUGUGACCAGUAGGAUUGACAGCAGAGUGUUCUUCUUCUUCUUCUUCCUCCUUUUCUUCUGCAAAGUUUAGAGUGAUUAGCAUGAGAUUGCUUUCACUUUGGUGUUGGAAAUAGCAGUACUGUGAAGCUUAGAUCUUAUUAAGCUUAGUGUUAUAUCACAAUCAGAGAGUUUUAAGAUUCCA